AUGUUGUCCUUCACCCUGCGCUCUUCCUCCCCCAAGCCGUCCUCCCCAGACUCCAAAUCCCACCUCGCCCCGCACUUCCGCCCCAUCUCUUGGCGCAGCACCCGCCGCCCCAGCCUUUCCCUGCCCACCGUGCCGCCGCCUGAUCUACCGCACUUCACCAACCCGCCAGUUAUUCACGAGUACCUGGUGCCAGCCCUCGUCACCACCCAGCGCCGCUCACUUUCCACGCCCCCCAGCUCACGCCAUUCGCCACGCCGCUCAUCCUCCAUUCACAUCAGCAUUCCUCACGACUACCCCACCACGCCGCCCCCCACCCCCCUCACCUGA
Molecule: messenger RNA, 327 nt
Organism: Scylla paramamosain (green mud crab)
Lineage: Eukaryota; Metazoa; Arthropoda; Malacostraca; Decapoda; Portunidae
Exons: 1
Coding region: 1-327 (108 amino acids)
Source: RefSeq, a predicted model, not a curated record